AUGGCUGCAGCAUUGUCACUGCCACCAGCCACAAGUGCGGCGACGCGGCUGGCAGCUGGAGAAAAAAUUGGGAAUGCAAUGCAGACGCGUGAGCAAGCCAAGAUGAGGACAGUGGAUGAGAUCCUCAUUGGUCCCCGCGAACAGAUCUUCAGAAGUCCUACUCAACUACCCUCUUUAGCGCACAGCAACUUGAUGAGUGAAUUGGUGAAGCGCACGGCCGCAGGUUUGGUCACAUUGGGAGUGAAGCCCAAGGAUGUGGUUUAUUUUCUGUCUCCCAACAGUCCCGAAUUUCCUGUGGUGUAUUUGGCGAUCGUUUAUAUUGGAGCUGUAGCGGCGCUUGGCAACUCCCUAAAUACAGAGAACGACAUUGCACUGCAAUUGGUGCAGACCAAAGCAGUAUUUGUAAUCACGGUACCUGAGCAGUUCAGCAAGAUCCAGAAAUGUAACCUGCCCACCAUCCUCAUUGGUGACGACGUCUUGGCGAGCCAACUGAAGACGACAACGUCGGUAUCAUUACUUUCCGAAGUUUGCGAGGGGGAUUACAUCGAAAUGGCGCCACCAGAAUGUCACCCAGACGACACAUGCUCUCUCCUGUUCUCUUCGGGCACAACGGGCUUGACCAAGGCCAUUCAGUUGACUCAUCGCAAUUUAAUGUCAUCCGUCACAGCCUACAACACACUCGAGCCCGGAGACUCCACACGCGAGGACGAUGUGUGUGUGGCGAUCAUUCCCAUGUUCCAUGUCUUCGGUUUAGGGAUUAUCAUGUUGUCCACUCUGCAGCGAGGCGCGUGUGUGGUCACCAUGACCCGAUACUCAUUCCCAUCCAUGUUACAAUACAUCGAGAAGUACAAAAUCACCGUCGCAAUUGUUGUCCCACCAAUUUUAGUUUACCUCGUGAAAAACCAAGAAAUGCUGGCGAAAUAUGAUCUCAGCUCGCUCAGGAUUCUCAUGACAGGGGCCGCGCCGCUUCGUGAAGAUACUAUGAAAUCCAUCCAAGCAAUCUUCCCCAAAUGCGUCACCCGUCAGGGAUACGGAAUGACGGAGUAUCCCCUCCCUGUCAUGACUACCGGAGAAGUCUGGGUUCGAGGACCCCAAAUCAUGAAAGGGUACCUCAACAACGUCGAGCAAACAUCAGCCACUAUCGACUCCGACGGCUGGCUCCAUACGGGAGACCUCGGUUACAUGGACAACAACAACUACCUUUUCAUCAUCGAUCGGCUCAAGGAGAUGAUAAAGUACAGAGGUCAUCAGGUUGCGCCGGGAGAUCUCGAGGCAGUGUUGCUGAAGAAUCCUCGAAUUUUAGACGCAUGUGUUGUUCCAUGUCCUGACGAUGACAACUGUGAGCUGCCAAUGGCGUUUGUUGUGAAGCGAGAGUGCACUGAUUUGACGGAACUUGAAGUUAUGAACUACGUAGCACAACUGGUUGCGCCAUACAAGAAGGUCCGCAAGGUGGAAUUCAUCGACGCCAUUCCCAAGUCCCCGACCGGAAAAAUUCUACGCAAACAGCUAACUCUUAAGCUACGAGAGACAGGCUGUGGAGAUAGAUCCGGUUUGUGUUAGAUCUGGCUCUAACACAAACCUGGCACUUGUCGAAUGACUUCAACGUUCUCAAUUUUCGUCUGUAGUUAGCGGUGGAGGCCCUUGUCUAAAUCCUUUGAGCUAGAGCUACGCUAUUGCACCAUCUUCCGUAAUUCUUUGACUAAGUCCUUAUAUGCCAGGUUUUACAAACUAACUGGGUGAUUAUUCCACAGAAUUUGUAAGCCAACACUUAAGAAUUUCUCAAGUGAAUGAGCCAAUCUUCCAAACACGAUAUAUCACGUUUUUCCCAUCUCCACAA
Physcomitrium patens is the source of this 1837-nucleotide messenger RNA. Lineage: Eukaryota; Viridiplantae; Streptophyta; Bryopsida; Funariales; Funariaceae. The record is from RefSeq and is a predicted model, not a curated record.